Messenger RNA from Aspergillus ruber CBS 135680, 880 nucleotides. It is a transcript of the gene cnaB, whose product is annotated as calcineurin regulatory subunit B. NCBI's taxonomy places the organism in Eukaryota, Fungi, Ascomycota, Eurotiomycetes, Eurotiales, Aspergillaceae. The record is from RefSeq and is a predicted model, not a curated record. The coding region runs from base 192 to 767 and encodes 191 amino acids. Gene Ontology annotation, molecular function: calcium-dependent protein serine/threonine phosphatase regulator activity; calcium ion binding. The transcript has 5 exons.
UGUCAGCGCAGCGCUGUGAACACGGUGUGGGACUCUUUCUUUGCCCCCUCGCUACGGACGAGGGGGGAUUAGCGUCUUGGCAUUCCUUGGCAGACUUCGCCUUAACCUACGUUGCUGAUACCUACCAUACAUUCCAGAUAUCCAUUCAUACUUAUUUUCCUCCUCUAUUCCCUGCAUUCCUGUAUAUCACCAUGGAUCCCUCUCCCAAUAAUGCCGCCAUGUACGAUGCGCGAAGGCGACGCGGUUCUGUCGGGACAUCCCAGCUCUUCGAUACCAUCGUAUCAGCCUCCAACUUCGACAGAGAUGAGGUGGAGAGACUUCGCAAGCGGUUUAUGAAACUAGACAAGGAUAGCUCCGGUGCCAUCGAUCGAGAUGAAUUCCUUUCCCUUCCUCAGGUGUCCUCGAACCCGCUCGCAACGAGAAUGAUCGCAAUCUUCGACGAAGACGGCGGUGGCGACGUCGACUUCCAAGAAUUCGUCUCCGGUCUAUCAGCCUUCAGCUCCAAGGGAAAUAAAGAAGAGAAACUUCGCUUCGCAUUCAAAGUCUACGACGUCGACCGAGAUGGCUACAUCUCCAACGGCGAGCUAUUCAUCGUAUUGAAGAUGAUGGUCGGCACGAACUUGAAGAACGACCAGCUGCAGCAGAUUGUGGAUAAGACAAUUAUGGAGGCGGACAAGGACCAUGACGGCAAGAUUAGUUUCGAGGAAUUUAUGGAGAUGGUUGAGAAUACGGAUGUGAGCAUGAGCAUGACGUUGAACUAUAUUUAAGCGUGGCAUUCAAUGUUGUCUUUGUUGCCAUAUUCUUUGUGCAUAUUUUUGGUUCUGACAUGAUAAUGAUCCGUGAUGACCCUUGUAUCUUAAACGACCAACAUCUGAUAAAC